CAACCAGGAAGCAGGCAGCAGGGACUGCUGUGGGGCAUGCCUGGAGGUUCUUCACCAUCUGCUGAGCACCAGCAUAACAAUGGGACAUUGGGACUGUCAACCUGCACUGUGCUGUUACCACCAACCAGACAACUGGCUUUCAUGGUAGAAGAAUGGGCAUAUUUGGGGGAAAUGGCAGCUGUUAAGAAACCAGACAUCCAGGAGUCACACUGGCAAUCCUUCCUCCAGGAAGCCCACCUGGAUCCCAUCAGCCCAUGGCACUCUCUUCUGCCUCUCAAUCCUCGACAGGAGACCCACCUGGGAAGAGUGAGAGCCGCAAGACCCAACCUUACCACGCUAAGAUGACUACGCAGCGCCGGAGCCCACUGUCUGCCCGGCAACCGAUGACGUCACUGUUGGCGCGUCCGUGACGUCAGAGGCGGGCGCCACACUUGAAGAGGCUGAGGGAGGCGGUGGCGCAGCUGCGGCGCUGUCAUGGAGCUAGCGCGGGAAGCCCGGGAACUGAGUUGCUGGGCGGCCGAAGAGAUGGGGGUGCCCGUGGCGGCCCGAGCCCGGGAAUCGACGCUGCGCAGGCUGUGUCUGGGCCAGGGGGCUGACAUCUGGGCCUACAUCUUGCAGCAUGUGCACAGUCAGAGGACUGUCAAGAAGAUCCGGGGAAACCUACUCUGGUAUGGCCACCAGGACAGUCCACAGGUCCGUCGGAAGUUAGAGCUGGAAGCUACUGUGACCCGCCUGCGGGCAGAAAUCCAAGAGCUCGACCAGAGCCUGGAGCUGAUGGAGCGAGACACUGAGGCUCAGGACAUAGCCAUGGAGCAGGCACUUCAGCACACUCAAGACACCCAGCGUCGAGCUCUCCUCCUCCGGGCCCAAGCUGGGGCCCUGCGAAGACAGCAGCAUAGGCUCCGAGAUCCCAUGCAGCGACUGCAGAAUCAACUGAGGCGCCUGCAGGACAUGGAGAGGAAAGCCAAAGUAGAUGUGACCUUUGGAUCCCUCACAUCGGCAGCUCUGGGCCUGGAGCCUGUGGUCCUGCGUGAUGUUCGAACAGCCUGCACUCUCCGGGCCCAGUUCCUGCAGAACCUCCUGCUUCCCCAGGCCAAGAGAGGCAGCCUCUUAACCCCUCAUGAAGACCACUUUGGCGCUUCCUACCAGCAGUGGCUGAGCUCUGCGGAGAUGCUGCUGACAAACCACCCCCCGGGCCACAUCCUGGCUGCCUUGGAGCACCUGGCUGCAGAGCGGGAGGCAGAGAUUCGGUCCCUGUGCAGUGGGGAUGGGCUUGGUGAUACAGAGAUAUCCAGACCCCAGGCCCCGGACCAGUCAGACUCCAGCCAGACCCUGCCGUCCAUGGUUCAUCUCAUCCAGGAGGGCUGGCGGACUGUGGGUGUGCUGGUCUCCCAGCGGAGUGCCCUCCUGAAGGAGCGGCAAGUCCUGACCCAGCGCCUCCAGGACCUGAUGGAAGAGGUGGAGAGACGCGUCCUGGGAUCCAGUGAGAGGCAGGUGCUGAUACUGGGGCUUCGGGGCUGUGGCCUGUGGGCGGAGCUCAAGGCCCUGCGUGCUCAGAGCCAGGAGCUGGAGGAUGCAGCCGGGCAUCGGCAGCUCCUGCUGAGGGAGCUACAGGCCAAACAGCAGCGGAUCCUGCACUGGCGCCAGCUGGUGGAGGAGACCCAGGAACAGAUCCGCCUGCUCAUCAAGGGAAACUCAGCCAGCAAGACCCGCCUGUGCCGGAGCCCGGGGGAGGUGGUAGCUCUGGUCCAGCGAAAGGUGGUCCCUACAUCUGAGGCAGUGGCACCACAGAGCCAGGAGCUGCUGCGCUGUUUGGAAGAGAAAGUCCGGCAUUUGCCUCACAUUCUGUUGGGCACGCUGCUGCGGCACAGCCCUGGAGAGUUGAAGCCUCUGCCCACAGUCCUCCCGUCCAUCCACCACCUGCACCCCGCAUCCCCAAGGGGCUCCAGCUUCAUAGCACUGAGCCACAAGCUGGGGCUGCCCCCAGGGAAGGCCUCAGAGCUGCUCCUGCCGGCAGCUGCCUCUCUUCGCCAGGACCUUCUGUUCCUGCAGGACCAGCAGAGCCUCUGGUGCUGGGAUCUACUCCACAUGAAGAGCAGCCUGCCGCCAGGCCCUCCCACCCAGGAGCUGCUGCAGAUCCAGGCAUCCCAGGAAAAACAGCAGAAAGAGAACCUGGGGCAGGCUCUGAAGAGGCUGGAGAAGCUGCUGAAACAGGCGCUGGAGAGAAUCCCUGAGCUGCAGGGGAUCGUGGGGGACUGGUGGGAGCAGCCAGGCCAGGCUGCCCUCUCUGAGGAGCUCUGCCAGGGCCUGUCCCUGCCCCAGUGGCGGCUGCGCUGGGUUCAGGCCCAGGGGGCCCUGCAGAAGCUGUGCAGCUGAAGAGUGUUCAAACAGAAGCUGAGAACUUGACACUGUUCACCCCAACACCUCACCUCCCCCAGGACAUUUGGAAGAAAGUGGCGCCAGGAUUCCUCGGCCAUCGUCCCCACCCGCACCUGCAAUCCCCUCACGUGCUGUUCUGCUGCCCCGCUCAGCUCCCUGGCCCCUGUCCUUUCAUCACUUUCAUUCUUAGCAAAAAGUAAUUGAGCACCUCCUCUAGGCGCUGGGGAGUCCACACUGAACAAAAGAGCCAGAAGGCCCUGUCUUCCAGCAGUGGAGUUCUAGGGCAGGGAGACAGAGUUUACAAGAUAAGGAAAAUAUAUAUGUAGUAUGCUGCAGGUUAACUGCUGUAUGGAAAAUCCAGCAGGGGGUGGGAGGUGUGAUUUGAAUUGAGGGCCACACUGCCCAGGCCGCACUCCAUCAAGGGGUGAGCAGGAGCGACAGGAUGGCUGAGGAGGAGCUUGCAGCUCAAGGCAACAGCACAUGCAAAGGCCCUGAGCCAGGAUGUGCUGGAAUAAGGGCCGUUGAGGGAGACAGUAUAGGUUGGGGAUAAGGAAUGUAUUAAAAGAUGAGAAUGACUUCUAGUUUGUAUAGUUUCUUUUUUUACAUGUAAAUCAGCCAUUUGGAAUUUAUCCUACCACAUGGAUCCAAUUUUGUCUUAUUUUACAUAUAUCCUAGUAGCACUUACUGAAAUUCCUAGUCAGAGUGGCAGUUGCCUCUGAGGGAAGGUGGGCGGCUGGGAUCAACUGAGGAGGAGACACAGAAAUGUCCUAGCUGAUGGGAAUGUGCUGUGUUGAGAGCAGUGGAGGUGAUGCAGGUAUAGAGAUUUGUCAGAGCUCAUUUAGCUGUAGUCUUAAGGCCUGUGCAUUUUACUGCAUGGGUUACUCAAUUUAUGAAGCAAAGCCUUAUGCUUUUGAGAUGCCACCUUUUUAUGUGCUAAAUUUCCAUGUUUAAUUGGGUUAUAUCUGGCUUCUCUCCAGAACUGCUUUGUAUCUAACCCUCCAUGUGCCAUUCCCACAGUAGCUUAAUAGAAAGGUUUGUGACACAUUGUCA
Rhinopithecus roxellana (golden snub-nosed monkey) is the source of this 3429-nucleotide messenger RNA. RefSeq names its product HAUS augmin like complex subunit 5 (gene HAUS5). The record is from RefSeq and is a predicted model, not a curated record. Bases 475 to 2376 code for a protein of 633 amino acids. Gene Ontology annotation, biological process: spindle assembly; centrosome cycle. Gene Ontology annotation, cellular component: centrosome; HAUS complex. Lineage: Eukaryota; Metazoa; Chordata; Mammalia; Primates; Cercopithecidae. The transcript has 21 exons.